AAUUAGCACUUUUAUAUUAUUAUUAUUAGUAAUUGUGUUAAUAUGUUGAGCAAUGAUACUUUUUUGGCCAGAAUUGACUCCGAAAUUAAGGAGAAAAAAUUCUACGAAUCCAUGCAACACAUUCUUACACUCAUUAAACGGCUUGCUAUGCGAAAGAAAUAUGACGAAUCUCUUGAAAUUUUAUACAAAUAUUCACUCAUUUAUCUUGAUGAAAAAGAGUAUAUAUUGGCUGGUGAAUUAAUGGAUGAAUAUACGAAACUUUGUGAGACUUAUAACAUUCCUCUCAAUACCAAUAUCGUAAACCAACUCGUUACAGUUUUUCAAUUCCCCUAUUCACACAUUACAUACUCUAACACUAAUAAUAGUGGUGCUAAUAAUGUGGAUACCAAUACUGCUAGCCCUAAAAGUACUAAUGAAAACACCAAUAAUAUUAUUGAUAAGAAUAAAUUGGAGGAGAUAAUGCUAUUGUAUGUAAAAUAUAUGAAUAGGGCGAUAUUAUAUAGUAAGAGUGUGGAGGAGCCUAAUGGUAAUCCUAUUUUGCACAGGGUUUUAGGCGUGUAUUACUUUCACGUAAAUGAGUACAGUAAGGCCCAGGGUAAUUUGAUAUAUUCUCAAGAUGUUGAGCUUUUACUGAAGGUUGUUAAUGAGUGGAAGGCUGAAAGUGACGAGGAUGACGGUGAUUUCUUUUACUUAAGAGCUGUUCUUAUGCUAUUGGCUGUUGGUGAUGUCUGUAAUGCAAAGUGUUUUUUAUAUUUAUUAGAUUAUAAUUUAGAAGAUCAUGAGUUACCGAUACCAAUCCAAUUUGGGAACGUAUUGAGUGAGAGCUGUGAGAUCAGGAACUUUGAACUAUUCAAGGAAGCUUGCGAGACCUACAAGGAUUUGAUUGAACUUGACAGUGAAUACCCACACUUACUAAACAGGAUUAAAGAAAUUUAUUUCAAGGACAAUCCGGACCCAUUCAACUCAGAUAAUAACUUCGAAAGCACCAUUUCUAACCUUUUACAAUCUCUCAUUUAAUUAUUUUCUAAUACUUAACUAUAAUUUACCUGACUAUAUA
Messenger RNA from Theileria parva strain Muguga, 1057 nucleotides. RefSeq lists its product as uncharacterized. Lineage: Eukaryota; Apicomplexa; Aconoidasida; Piroplasmida; Theileriidae. Gene Ontology annotation, molecular function: protein binding. The transcript is spliced from 4 exons. Gene Ontology annotation, biological process: protein insertion into ER membrane. The coding region runs from base 43 to 1017 and encodes 324 amino acids. Gene Ontology annotation, cellular component: cytosol. The record is from RefSeq and is a predicted model, not a curated record.